Planococcus citri (citrus mealybug) is the source of this 2124-nucleotide messenger RNA. Its product is annotated as synaptotagmin-1-like. Gene Ontology annotation, molecular function: calcium-dependent phospholipid binding; SNARE binding; clathrin binding. Gene Ontology annotation, cellular component: exocytic vesicle; plasma membrane. Bases 238 to 1554 code for a protein of 438 amino acids. NCBI's taxonomy places the organism in Eukaryota, Metazoa, Arthropoda, Insecta, Hemiptera, Pseudococcidae. Gene Ontology annotation, biological process: regulation of dopamine secretion; cellular response to calcium ion; regulation of calcium ion-dependent exocytosis. The record is from RefSeq and is a predicted model, not a curated record. The transcript is spliced from 10 exons.
AAACGAAUUAUACGAUUGAAUUCGAUGAUGAUGUUUGGGUGCGAGUGCGAUUCACGUCUACGUUGAGUAAUUUUUUACGUAUCGUCAAAUUUUCCGAUCACUGAUCAGGAUUACGUAUAAAAUUUACUAUUUUCGUUUUUCUCGACGAAAACGAAAUAUUAGUAAAUACGCGACACGACGACGCUCGAUGGAUGACUCAUCACAAUCACUUAUUACUUUAACGGUACAAGAUUGGUCAUGUUGCAUUUUACGUACAGACAUAUUCACGAAAUUGAAACGAUCACGAUAUUCGUAAUCAUUGUAGCAUCUUUUAGUAUUUGUUGUUUCACUGCUUACCUAAUGGGUUUAGGGCUGUGUUGUUUAAUGAAACGGUUUAGAAACAAAAAUACAGCGUACACUUUGACUGUAAAUUUUAAAAAUGCUAUCGGCGGAGCUGAAGAAGACAGUAUAUUUUUUUCUGAAAUUUUACCAUCUUCUGAUAGUUUGACCAGAGGUGGUUCAUUAAUAAGUUCUCGUACAAAUUCCACUACCAGUACAUUAUCAGAAGGAAGCACAAAAACAUGGUUCCCAAUGACCAUAAAAUGUAAAAAAAUAGGUUGGAAGCAAAAAGCUGAAAUUCCGCCUGCAUCGGUCUACCUGAGCGUAAAAUUUGUACCACUUGACGAAGAAACAAAUCAAAAUGGAAAACUCCAUAUAUCUGUCAAGAAAGUCGUUUCGCUUCCUACUAAAGAUUAUCCUCGGUAUACAGAAGCAUAUCUUAUCUUAGAAGUGAUUCGAGCUCAGCGAACGAUAAAAGGAAAAACAGAAAAUAAAGUUUACGAAUACAGGACUCGUAAUUUCAGAAACACCAGAGAUAUAGAAAUGGAGGAGCAUUUUGUCGUUGAAGCUAAAAAAAAUGAUAUUAAGAAUCUUAGUAUUAAUAUAAAAGCAUACGAUCAAGACAUUUAUACAAAACCAUCGGAAUUAGCUUCGGCUGUCAUUUCGCUGUCGCCCAAGUGUAAAGAAAUAUGUGUUCGACGAGAAGGUUUGGAACUGAUGAGUCAUUUGAAGCAGGUUCCCAAAAAUGUUGGAAAUAUACUUAUAGGUCUGAGUUACCUACCAACAUCUCAAAGAUUAUCAGUCAAUAUAGUAAGAGCUGCUAAUCUUCCAAAUAUUCAAAAAGAAAAAAACACAAAUUUAUAUGCACAAAUCUUCCUCUUAACCGGUGUAACUGGAAGAUCGCUGAAAAGAAAAAAAUUAGACUUCACGACUCCAGAAAACGAUCCAUGCGAAUUAAACGGAAACCUAUCGUUUGACAUAACACCAAAUCAAUUAGAAAACGUAACACUUCUCAUAAUACUCUACAAAAAGAACCCGGACGAAUUACCCUUCCAAACGAUAGAAUCAGCCAGAGCGUCUUUGGAUUUCGAGAAAACGCACAAAUCUACAUCAGACCAUUGCUUCGGAUCUGUAGCAAUAGGCAAACUGGUGAAAAGCAAUAAAGGCAAAAAACACUGGCGAAUGAUGACAAUGGCUCCUCGACGAGUAGUCACAAUUUGGCACUCUUUAAAAUAAUUCCUCCGGAUAAAAAAAAUCAAUUGGAUUUCUAGACACGUAUAAAAAUAUGUACUCGAAAAUAUUCGCUUCCAAAAACGAAUUUAAAAAAACUUCGAGUACCAAUCACUGAAUUUCAAACCAUCAGAAAUAAUUUAACGCACACAAGUCGUAAGAUCACAUUUUUCAUUAUUGCGAAACACGAAGAACAUCUAUAAACUAUAAGUAGACAAAAUAACAUAUUUAAUAUAAUAAAGAAAAGAAAAAAAAAUACACCUAAAAUUUUCACUAUAAUGCUCAGAGCGUAUCGUAUAUAGUCGAACAUUUUAGUCUCGUCUCUAAAUACACAGUUAAAUAGGUAUAGUAUAAUAUCGUUGUAUAAUAAGUAAGAUCACAGAAUCAGGAAAUGAAAACGAAAAAAAACCUCUAUCGCGAGUCGAGAGCAUUUUUCGCGAAAAUACUAUCAUUAUUAUCAACAGCUUUUUAAAAAAAUUUCUGCGUCAUUUUACGAAGAAAAUUGGUAACUGAGAUGUUAUUCAUCAUUAUACGAAGGUAACGUAUGCUACGCACGUUAUAGUAUAAGGCUUACAA